Podarcis raffonei (Aeolian wall lizard) is the source of this 2093-nucleotide messenger RNA. It is a transcript of the gene RWDD4, whose product is annotated as RWD domain containing 4. Gene Ontology annotation, molecular function: protein binding. Lineage: Eukaryota; Metazoa; Chordata; Lepidosauria; Squamata; Lacertidae. The record is from RefSeq and is a predicted model, not a curated record. The coding region runs from base 143 to 784 and encodes 213 amino acids. The transcript is spliced from 7 exons.
GGGUAGGCGGCUGUCGGGAUCAGUCGGGGCUGCGUGGAUCUCGCCCUGGCGGAGAGGAGGGCGUCGCGAUCACCUGGGAGGAGGGACGGUGGGCAGUGAAAGGGGUUGGGGGGGGCGCUCCUGUUUCCUCCGGUGUCGCGCCAUGACGGCGAACGAAGACCAGGAGAUGGAGCUAGAAGCAUUACGUUCUAUUUAUGAAGGUGAUGAGUGUUUUAGGGAACUUAGCCCCAUUUCCUUUCAAUAUAGGAUAGGUGAAAAUGGAGACCCUAAAGCUUUCCUAAUAGAAAUAUCAUGGCCAGAAACAUACCCUCAAACUGCUCCAGUCAUCUCUAUGGAUGCAUUCUUCAAUAACUCUAUAGCCUCCACUAUAAAGCAAAGUAUAUUGAACAAAUUAAUGGAAGAAGUUGAAGUUAACCUUGGUACCUCUAUGACAUACACAAUUUUUGAAUAUGCCAAAGAUAAUAAAGAGCUGUUUAUGGAAAACCAACCCAUUAAUAUUGCGACAGCUUUGAACAACUGCAUCUCAACAGGACAUCCAGAUGCAGCACAAACUAGUAAGAAAAAAGAGAAAAAGGAACAAUUGACCAAAACACAAAAACGAAAGUUAGCAGAUAAAACAGAUCACAAAGGAGAGCUUCCUCGAGGAUGGAAUUGGGUUGAUGUAAUAAAGCAUGUAAGUAUUUCAGUCUUCCUGAAUUGUUGUACUAGUUUUGAGAUACCUUUAAUUCCAAGGUUAUUUGGGAUACUUUCUCCUUUUGAUAAGUUUUUAGGGCACUUAUCCUAAACAUGAAAAGAAAUCCUAUUGAAUUAUGUCCACAUAUUUUUUUAAACAAAUUCAGAAGUACUGGCUAACCAGCCUACCACUUUCAUGAAAAGAAUAGUAAUUGUUAGAGCUUUUCAACCAAAUCUGAUAUAUAAUACUGAAUAUGCAAGAAAGUGGAAAUCAAAAUAUUGUGUGAUGUUCCCAGUGUUUGUAAAUAUGUGAUUAAUACAGGUUAACUGUUUACAAAUAAGUUCAAUGCCCUCAUGUGGAAUUGCCAUCUCCCUGCAUGCUUGCAUUCCUCCAUUGUUGUAAUUAUGUUGUACACUAGCCUGCUUCACAUAUCACCUUAAACCAAUGCCUAAUUUCCCCCCUGUACUUCAUCACACUGCACAUUCACUUUUAAACUACAGCUAAGCUCACCAUGGUAUAAAGUGAUAUGCAAACAAGGCCAUUGACUAUAGUGCUAAGUGAUGGUUUGCAUGUGUGAAGGAAUGAUCACAGAAGAAUCACAACAAAUAAAACUUUUUAGUAGUUUAAUGUUAAUUAAAAAAAACAAUACUUUAAGGGCUGUCCAGGCAGGCUGUCUAAUAAAGUGGUAAAACAUGUCUUCUGAGUUUCAUUAAGGUUGCCACAAAGCAUCUGAUGAACUGCCCCAGGCCAAGAUAAACCUUUUUGUUUCCAUGCACUGAGAUUCUGAUCAAUGCUAUAGUCCCAGGUCCAUACUCUCAGGGUUUCUUUUUUUACUGUAUGUCUCUCCAACCCUUUCAGCAACUUUUUAUAUAAGGAGCUCUCUUCAUUUUGGCAGUAAAUCGGUUUUUACACCCGUUACUGAAUUUUGUGACAUUCUAAAUACUAGCAGUACCAGUCUCAGAUACCUGCCUUUAAGAAAGAAAAAAGUUAACAGAAAAUCUGCAGACUGGGGCCAAGAAAAAUGGUAGCUACUGAAUCUUUUAUUCUUUUUUUCAGCUAAGCAAAACUGGCUCCAAGGAUGAUGAAUAGGAGGACACUGAUAUAGGAAAACAUCAGCUUUUACUACAACACUGUUUGGAAUCAACUGCCAUAUUCUCUCUUUUUUCAUUUACAUUUUAUAAAAUGACAGUUCCUCACACAUUGUAAUCUGAAACGGUGUGCUUACCUAGAGGGAAAUGUUUUUGGUAUCCAUAAUCACUUUCUUCAUAUCACAUGUUUGCCUUUAAAGAAAUUAGGUUGAAGAUUGUCUGCUUCUAUUUCGAUGUCAACUAUCAGGACUCUGAAUAUAACAAUAUGUAAUUUGCUUUUAUACUGUUUGACCCUGUACUAAAUCAUGCAAAACUGAAAGCGAAUCAUCUAA